Messenger RNA from Colletotrichum lupini, 420 nucleotides. RefSeq lists its product as uncharacterized. NCBI's taxonomy places the organism in Eukaryota, Fungi, Ascomycota, Sordariomycetes, Glomerellales, Glomerellaceae. The record is from RefSeq and is a predicted model, not a curated record. The coding region runs from base 1 to 420 and encodes 139 amino acids. The transcript has 3 exons.
AUGCCUCCGAAGGCCAGCAACAUUGAACGCCAAGCGUGGAACAGUAAAUGCAGGAGCCUACUCGCCAAACACAUUUUUGACGAGCGUCUUGGUGUUGUUGUGGAGGACUCCAAAUUAGAAGCAGAGAAUCAGUGUUUGCGUACGCAGGUACAAGAAAUUCUCGGGGAGAGAGACCAGUUGAGAUGCAGUCUUCAGGAGAUGGAAGACUCGGCAAGGAGAGAGAAGCAAGCCGAAGCAGACACAGCAGUCAAGCUCGAGGCCGCCAACGUUGAGUGUGAAGUUCUCCGAAAUCAGCUCCAACAAACAAAAAAGCAACUGGAGCUGCUCGAAGCUAUGGUCUCUCGGCACCGCUCGGCAUUUGCCCAGAUUCUGGAUGUCACAGGAGGAAUCGUCAACAAGUCUCCUGCAUUCACUAGCUAA